This is a messenger RNA of Aspergillus pseudoviridinutans, 1959 nucleotides long. RefSeq names its product tRNA (uracil) methyltransferase (gene trm44). Gene Ontology annotation, molecular function: tRNA (uridine) methyltransferase activity. Lineage: Eukaryota; Fungi; Ascomycota; Eurotiomycetes; Eurotiales; Aspergillaceae. The record is from RefSeq and is a predicted model, not a curated record. Bases 1 to 1959 code for a protein of 652 amino acids. The transcript has a single exon. Gene Ontology annotation, biological process: tRNA methylation.
AUGCCGAGGAACGUGAGGAAGAACCCAAGAGAUGUCACUAAGCUCUCGGGAAAACCUCUGGCUGAAACGAUAGAGCCAUCACCUGUCCUGAAAACCCUGCAGGAGGGAUGGGUAACCUCGCCAGAUCUAAUAGAGGGCGAUCUCCCUUUCACCCCGGAGGUCAUCCAAAAUAUGACGACUUUCCUGUUGGCGAAUCCCAAUCUGAAUUCAAGCCACUUGUUCCGCGCGGAUAUUCUUUAUGAUAGCCUGGGCGUUCUCAGCACCCCGCAUGCAAAGGAGGAAAGUCAAGAUCAUGGGAGCGGCGGCACAGUCAAAGAUACCCCAAAAGAAGACCAUGUUGAGCCGCUUGCCGCGAGGAGUGUACCUGGAUUUGAACUAAAGAGGGCCAUUGUGAGAAGGCUGAUUCCUCGAAACAAGAAUUUGGACCGGCCCCUGGAACAGACCUGUCAUUUUUAUGAGGCGGAUGAACUCCUCCCAACGUCUACUAGUACAGAUAUUUCUCAAAGUGAGCAAUGUGAAUCGAGGACUGAGUCGCCUCGCCAACGCUUCCUGGUCAUCUACCUGCCACAUGUCUCGUCCAAGGAGGAGAUGCCGUGGUACCACCCCCUGCUACGAUCAUUGGCCUUCCUGUACGAUUUCACACCCGAUGCUUCUCUACAUUCAUCUGAAGAGAAGAAAGGCACAGGAGUAAUGUCGGUGCACUUCUUACCAUACGAGGAAGAACCAAUCCAGAACCGUCUAGAGCGCACCUUGCUCGCACUUCUGAGUACUCAGAUCCGGCUUGCUCGUCAGACGCGCCUGGACGAGAAGCCAGAAGGAGGGAACUACAACCCGCACAAAGAUAACGUGAUACCAAGGCACCUAGUGCAAGACACUUACGCGCGACUCAAGUUGAAGUACGCGGCGGACCUAUGUGAGAAUUGGGUCGAGGAGACUGAACCGAACAAGCAUGUUUUCGAAGAUCUCUCGAUCACGGCCUUCCUUAUUGAGCUGUGGAGGAGCAUGUACGGAGUUGUACCUGUCGAUGAGAGAAGCUCAGACCAGAAGGAGCAAGAAAAGUACGAUUCAAGAUUCCCCGGAUUUGUGGAUGUCGCUUGUGGAAACGGGGUGCUUGUCUACGUGCUUCUCUCGGAAGGUUACCAGGGCUGGGGAUUUGAUGCUCGUCGUCGGAAGACCUGGGGUAUAUUCCCCCCAUCAAUUCAGGAGAGACUCAAGGAGGAAAUAUACAUACCCAAGCCUUUUGCAGAUCUGUGCACAGGCUCGGAGUUGGACAUAGGUGUGAAGACGCACACAGGCAUGUUUGCAGAGAGCACAUUCAUCAUCUCGAAUCAUGCCGACGAACUCACAGUCUGGACGCCGCUAAUGGCUGCCCUCUCGAACCCGGCAUCCCCCUUACCGUUCAUCUCAAUACCUUGCUGCUCGCACUCGCUCUCCGGAGCCAGAUAUCGCUACCCGCCACCCAAGCCCAACAAAAAGGGUUCAGUUGACCGAUCAGAAGAUCAAGAGGUGGAACAGAAUCCCCAACCGGCAGCUGGGGACUUGAAAGCGCUCCGGGCUGUUAAACAGCAGGAGCGCACCGAUACUGGCACGGUCAACUCCAUGUACGGCUCUCUUACCGCCAAGACAAUGGGUAUUGCCGAAGAGAUCGGAUACGACGUGGAAAAGACGCUGUUACGCAUCCCUAGCACAAGGAAUAUGGGCGUGAUAGGCGGCCGGAGACGGACAACGCAGGAGUGGACCUCGAGGGUCCGUUCCGCAAAGGCCUCACAGGCAGUCAAAUGUAGUAAUCACGAUACUGACGGUGCUGCUGGCGCCGAGCAGGUCCUAGAAAGGGUCGCGGCGGUUGUCCAGCGUGAGUGUGUUCGAGAAGGAGGAGUCGAUGUGGCAGCGAAGAUAUGGAUUGAACGAGCCAAGGGACUCCACAAAGGACAAGGAAAGGGAAAUCAGCCUGCUCAUUGA